Perognathus longimembris pacificus (Pacific pocket mouse) is the source of this 7409-nucleotide messenger RNA. RefSeq names its product tensin 3 (gene Tns3). Gene Ontology annotation, molecular function: protein binding. The record is from RefSeq and is a predicted model, not a curated record. Bases 212 to 4891 code for a protein of 1559 amino acids. Lineage: Eukaryota; Metazoa; Chordata; Mammalia; Rodentia; Heteromyidae. The transcript has 31 exons.
GGCCCGGGCGCUCGCGCCUGGCUUUUGUUCCUGCAGUCUGACUUGCACGGGCAGGAGUGGCCGUGGGGGAGCGUGGCUCGGGCCGAGCCUCCCGCAGCCUUUGGAACCUUUCCGCCUUGCCCUUUCCGGGGACUUGCUAGGGAGGAGGCCCGGAGACCGAGGCGCCCCGCCAAGCCCGCCGAGCCCCCUGCCGACCUCGGGGGGGACAGCCAUGCGCUUGCGCGCGCUGACCCCGGGGCCACCGGCCAGGUUCGCGCGCGAGGCCGGGGCGCGUGGACGCCGGCGCCAGGCUGUAGAACUGACUGCCAGUCUUCACAGUUUUAAGAAAAAAGCCUUUAAGAAAUCCAAAGCCUGCGGCGUCUGCAAACAAAUCAUUGAAGGUCAAGGGAUUUCAUGCAGAGCCUGCAAAUAUUCCUGCCACAAGAAAUGUGAAGGCCAGGUGGUGACGCCCUGCUGUGUGCAAGUCCACUCGGAACAGGUUCCUGGGAGUUCCAUUCAGUCCUCAGCUCUCCGCUGUGAUAAGCUGCCAGGGCCUAUGAUCCUGAGUGCCACCAUGGAAGACAACCAUGUGCUGGAUCUUACCUACAUCACGGAGCGCAUCAUUGCCGUGUCCUUCCCCUCCAGCUGCUCUGAGGAGUCCUACCUGCAUAGCCUGCAGGAGGUGACACGCAUGCUCAAGUCCAAGCACGGGGACAACUACCUGGUAUUAAACCUUUCGGAAAAGAGAUAUGACCUUGCAAAACUUAACCCAAAGAUCAUGGACGUAGGCUGGCCAGAGCUGCAUGCGCCACCCCUGGACAAGAUGUGCACCAUAUGUAAGGCACAGGAGUCCUGGCUGAACAGCGACCCGCAGCAUGUGGUUGUGAUCCAUUGCCGGGGCGAGAAAGGACGCAUUGGAGUGGUCAUAUCUUCCUACAUGCACUUCACCAAUGUCUCAGCCAGUGCUGACCAAGCCCUGGACAGAUUUGCAAUGAAGAAGUUUUAUGAUGAUAAAGUUUCAUCUCUAAUGCAGCCUUCCCAGAAGCGGUAUGUGCAGUUUCUCAGCGGGCUCCUGUCGGGCUCUGUGAAGAUGAACGCCUCUCCCCUGUUCCUGCAUUUUGUCAUCCUGCAUGGUGCCCCAAGCUUCGAUGCAGGAGGAGCAUGCCGGCCCUUCCUGAAGCUCUACCAGGCCAUGCAGCCCGUGUACACUUCAGGGAUCUACAAUGUUAGCCCAGAAAAUUCCAGCAGGAUCUGCAUGGUGAUCGAGCCAGCUCAGCUGCUGAAGGGAGACGUCAUGGUGAAAUGCUACCAUAAGAAGUACCGGUCGGCCACUAGGGACGUCAUUUUCCGCCUGCAGUUCCACACAGGGGCUGUGCAGGGCUGCAGGCUCCUGUUUGGCAAGGAGGAGCUGGACAAUGCCUGUAUAGAUGAUCGAUUUCCUGACUACGGGAAGAUUGAGUUAGUGUUCUCAGCCACACCUGAGAAGAUCCAAGGGUCCGAGCACCUGCACAGUGACCAUGGGGUGAUUGUGGACUACAACACGGCUGACCCUCUCAUCCGCUGGGACUCGUACGAGAACCUGAGUGCAGACGGAGAAGUGCUGCACACACAGGGCCCGGUGGAUGGCAGCCUCUAUGCCAAGGUGAGAAAGAAGAGCUCCUCGGAUGCUGGCGGCCCUGGCAGUCCCCAGGCCGUGCCAGCCACCAGCAGCCCCGACCACAGCGACCACACGCUAUCCGUCAGCAGCGACUCAGGCCACUCCACUGCCUCGGCCAGGACCGAUAAGACAGAAGAACGCCCAGCCCCUGGAACACGCAGGGGCCUCAGCCCCCAGGAGAAGGCUGAGCUGGACCAGCUGCUCAGUGGCUUUGGCCUGGAAGAUUCUGGAAGCUCCCUCAAGGACAUGACUGAUGCUCGCAGCAAAUACAGCGGGACCCGUCAUGUGGUGCCAGCCCAGGUCCAUGUAAACGGAGAUGCCGCCCUGAAGGACCGGGAGACGGACAUCCUGGACGAUGAGGUGCCACACCAUGACCUGCACAGCGUUGACAGCCUGGGUACGCUGUCCUCAUCGGAGGGGCCGCAGUCAGCCCAGCUAGGGCCCUUCACCUGCCACCAGAGCAGCCAGAACUCCCUCUUGUCUGAUGGCUUCAACAGCAAUGUGGGUGAUGACUCCAGUGGCACCCUGGCGCCUGACCUGGGCCUUGGUGUGGAGCCCCUGUAUGAGCGGGAGCAGACGUUUGGGGGCCGAGAGCCGAAGCCGCCUGUGCUGAGAAAGCCCUCAGUGCCCUCGCAGGGGCCGGCCUAUGGGCAGAGCAGCUACUCCACCCAGACCUGGGUGCGCCAGCAGCAGAUGGUGGCCGCGCACCAGUACAGCUUUGCUCCCAAUGGGGAGGCCAGGCUGUGCAGCCAGGCUACCACGGAUAAUUCUGGCCUCAGCCAAGCCCCCCUGCCCCGUGUCCCCACCACCCCCUCUCGAGGGGCCAGCAGCAGAGUGGCUGUCCAGAGGGGCAUGAGCAAUGGGCCCAGCCCUCCCGACACGCAGCCGUCCUUCCCCAGCAGAGCGCUCCAUGCUGCCUUCCCAGAGGACAGAGCUGUGAAUGGGGCCUGCUCAGAGCCCAGCUCCGGCCCCUCCCCAGGCUCACCCACCCUGGACAUUGACCAGUCUAUCGAGCAACUCAACAGACUCAUCUUAGAGCUGGACCCCACUUUUGAGCCUAUCCCCACCCAUAUGAAUGCCCUGGGCAGCUUGGCCAACGGCUCCAUGUGUCCAGCCAGCGUGGGCAGUGGGCUCCGGGCGGGUGGCAGGCUGCCCAGCGUGGCUGACGGCCCUGGCAGGAGUCCUGGGAGGCAAGGCCUUUCUGGUGAUGAGCCCCUGGGAGGAAGACUCCGGAAGCUGAGCCUUGGGCAGUAUGACAACGACACUGCAUGCCAGCUGUCCUUCUCCAAGUGUGGAUGGGGAAAAGCAGCUGUGGACCCAGCACCAAACAUGGUGCCAUUUCCUUCUCCAGCAGACAUGAAAGAGACGGUGGUUGCCGCUUACCCUCCAGACCUUGAUCUGAUUGAUGGCAGGAUUUUAAAUAGCAAAGAAUCAGCGUGUUCGACCCCAGCUUUUCCAGUGUCUCCUGAAACACCGUAUGUGAAGACACCGCCACGAUACCCUCCAUUCAGCCCACCUGACAUGCAGCUGAGCGGCCCGGUCAGUCUGUGCAAAGGACUUGAGCCACGAGGCUGCCCGGAAGUUCUCAGCCACGCCGUGGGGAUGUCAGAGAGUCCUAUUGGACCCAGAGCUGCCAUGCUUCGGGCUGACGUGCCCACCACACCCAGCUUUCAGCAGGUGUUCGCCUCUUCCUGCACAAUUUCAAGCAAUGGCCCUGGCCAGAGGAGAGAGAGCCUGCCCUCUGCAGAAUGCCAGUGGGUGGAGAGCAGCCCCAAAGCCAGUGUCGUCCUGCUGGGGGCCCGUAGGCCCUCAGGAAGUCCCCUGGGCACCAACGAGUUCUCCAGCCCUGGCAAGGACUCUCCAGUGCAGCCCUGCUUCUCAUCGCCAGCACCCCAGCCCUCGAUGCACAGCCAUGAGCUGUCUGCAACGGAACCCCAGGAUGCUCUGCCCCCCUCAGGGAGCCAGGCCUUCCUGGGCCUCAGUGCUGCCCCUGUUGGAGGCAGCCUUCUGCCUGGUGAGGACCCAGGGGCCUUGCUGGCCAAUUGCCACGGGACAUCGCCGGCCCCCGGUGCCCCACUGGCCUCAGCGGGGGCUGUGGAUGGCGGCUUCCUGCCCCACAGCUUCCUCACGGUGUCCCCUGGACGCAGCAGCCACCACAGCCCGGGCCUACAGGGUCAGGGGGUAAUCCUGCCUGGGCAGCCCCCCCUCCCUGAGAAGAAGCGGGCCUCGGAGGGGGAUCGCUCUUUGGGCUCCGUCUCUCCCUCCUCCAGCGGCUUCUCCAGCCCCCACAGCGGCAGCACCAUCAGCAUCCCCUUCCCGAAUGUCCUUCCGGACUUCUCCAAGUCUUCCGAAGUGGCCUCAGCUUUGCCAGUAGAUAGUCCAAGUGAUAAGCUCGUGAUGGUGAAGUUUGUUCAAGACACAUCCAAGUUCUGGUACAAGGCAGAUAUUUCCAGGGAGCAAGCCAUCGCCAUGUUGAAAGACAAAGAGCCUGGCUCAUUCAUUGUGCGGGACAGCCACUCCUUCCGAGGGGCCUAUGGGCUGGCCAUGAAGGUGGCCACACCCCCUCCUUCCGUCCUGCAGCUCAACAAGAAAGCUGGAGAUUUGUCUAAUGAACUUGUCCGGCACUUCUUGAUCGAGUGUACCCCGAAAGGAGUGCGGUUGAAAGGCUGUUCCAACGAGCCUUAUUUUGGGAGCCUGACAGCCUUGGUGUGUCAGCACUCCAUCACGCCCUUGGCCUUGCCCUGCAAGCUGCUUAUUCCAGAGAGAGAUCCAAUGGAGGAGAUGGCGGAGAAUUCUCCCCAGACCGCAACCAACUCAGCAGCCGAGCUGUUGAAGCAGGGGGCAGCCUGCAAUGUAUGGUACUUGAACUCUGUGGAGAUGGAGUCCCUUACAGGCCACCAGGCCGUGCAGAAGGCCCUGAGCAUGACCUUGGAGCAAGAGCCGGCCCCAGUGUCCACGGUGGUGCACUUCAAGGUGUCUACCCAGGGCAUCACGCUGACGGACAAUCAGAGGAAGCUCUUCUUCCGGAGGCAUUACCCCGUGAGCAGCGUGAUUUUCUGUGCUUUGGACCCGCAAGACCGGAAGUGGAUCAAAGAUGGUCCUUCCUCCAAAGUCUUCGGAUUUGUGGCCCGGAAGCAGGGCAGUGCCACAGACAAUGUGUGCCACUUGUUUGCAGAACAUGACCCCGAGCAGCCAGCCAGCGCCAUCGUCAACUUUGUGUCAAAGGUCAUGAUCGGCUCCCCAAAGAAGAUCUGAGAGCCCCUCAUAGCCCAGCCCCCCACCAGGUGCCUCUCAAGAUAGAUGUUCAUGAUGGCAGUGGGGUGAGGCAAACUAAUAACUCUGACAUUCUACAAGAACAAGGACAAUGUCACGACAGCAAGGGUCAACCUUUUCCUGAACAAACUUCUUGUCUGCCACUUCUCCGUGAAGCACUUUGGAGUAGAAGGAGCUUGACCCAGGGGUUCCUGGCCAGGAAGCCAGGGGGAAAGGCUAUGUCAGGAGAGAGUGUGGCACACCAGGUACCCUGUGUUCCAGCACACCAGGAUCGGGGAGGGCGAAGAGUACCAAACCCACUCAGCGGGAGCCAUCGUGUACAUGGAGGCCCAAGGCUGGCAUCUCCCUCCCCGUGAUCUUCCCACCACUGAGAUGCGGAUGAAACUGAGAAAGGGACGCAUGUUGGAAGAAGGUUUGAGCAGGUCAGGUCCUUCCAGAAAUGGAGGGGCCAUGAAUGAGGGGAACAGCGAUGGGCUGUGAGGAUGGGGUUGGUGGACCUCUGGUGUGGAAGAGUGAGCCAUGCCAGAGACCCCAGUGCUGGUGGGGAAGACUGUCUCUGCGCACCAGUGGAGCGCUGGACCAGAGAGAGCCCGGAAGGACCCGGAGGAGAAGAAGGGAGAAGACGGAAGCAAAAAUACCAUUUCUAUAUAAUUUAUAUUUUACUUAUGCCAAAUUAUUUAUAUAGGCUGCCAUUGCUGGACUGUAGGACCAUGUUAUGCUGCAGUGGCCAAGCUGCAGUGUUCAGGAUGUUUGCCUCUUGGUGGGCCCCCCAACUCCUAUCCAGAAGAAAAGCAGUGGUUUAUAGGGUGACACCUUAACGUCCCCUACCUGCGGUACUCCCAACAGGUGGCUCUGCCCCGACAGCCCACCUGUGCUCCGGACAUGGACUUGCCUUUUCUGGGCUGCAGGCCUCCAUGGAGUCCUGGGAAUUCUGGGGUGAGCCUUGGCACCCCCAGUGGUCCCGGCUGGGGUCAUCUGCAGGCCUGAAUAACCUUUGUGAGGGGUCCCCUUGCUGCUCCGGCAGCACCUGCUGCUCCCUGAAUCACGUGACACCCAUGGGAGAGAACAGGAAUCCCAGCCUUAUAGGCCCUGCACGGUGACAUUUCUCUGUGUCAUCCACGAAAUUGGGUAUGACAGCGACAGUUCACACUCGGGCACAUUUCCCAAUAGCCAUCUUGCUCGCCUGCAGCUCUCUGAGGUGUGGGAGCUGCCGCUCAGCCGAACCUGGCAUUUUCCAGAGUUGGAAGAUGGAGCCGGGCCACGUGAAGACAAAGCUUCAGGCUCCUUCCCUGACAACCUGUUGUGGUUUGUGGGGGCUUCAGUUGUCCCCCCCAUCAUGACCCAUUCUGAAAUUCCUAUUCUUUCCAGCAUUGAGAAGGCCACUCCUGGCACACAGGUUACCAAGCUGGGCUUGGGCAGGGGCUCAGUAGUUUCUCUGUGCUGGCAGAGGAAGGUGCAACUUCAGGCAGAGUUGGAAGCAAUCGAAUCUUGAUGGAUGUGUGUGUGUGUGUGUGUGUGUGAGUGAGUGUGUGUGUGUGAGGAUGUUUGUGAACUGGAGGACCACUCCACUUUUUAGCUCCUAUUUGAUGCACCAUAUGCCAAGUGCCUCGUUUCUGUGCCAAAUGUUUGCCUUGGUCUUCACAGACCACCUUGUGGCUAUUAGAGAGAAUGUUCUGGCAUUCUCUGCAAGUCCCUGAUGUGUUCCCCUGAGGCUCCUAGCAUUUCAGUUUUUCCUCCACUGCAGGGGAAACAGUGCUGUGAUGGUUUCUAUCCAAAUUAGAUACGGGGCCCUGUCCCGUAUCCUUCUGAAUGGAUGAGGCCCGGUGACAGAUGAGAGCAGGCAGGGCGUUCACAGCUGUGUUCAGAUGCCAGGGCCUCUGGGAAGGCCUUUGUUGGGGGCAAUCAAGACGUACCCCUGCUGUGCCUUUCCAACUGACCACCCCCCCUGCAAGUUUGAUUCAAAGGUAAAAUGGUCCAAGCCAUCCAGGAUUUUGCUCCAAGCACACAGCUCCCUCUGAGGAGCCAAAGGAAGCUGCCUCGUCGGUGGUAUGGCAGGUUUUCCUGCUGUGUUAGACAAAUCUGUGUUGUUCAGACUCUACUUUAUGUGCUCAGGACCUUUUCCUGAGCAUUUUGCCUCUGGAGCUUCAAUCCUGAUCAAACACUGUCUUGGGAGUCAAUGCAGCGAGUUCAAAAUAACCAUGUCCAGCCAACUCUUGUACUAGCCAGGGACCUUAUUAACCUACUCAAGAAGUGCAUAUUCCUUCAGUGUUAAGCUAUAGCCAUGUUAAAUAAAUGUUCACUAUGGUUACCCUCAGUGUCAAAGACCCUGUACUGUGUCCUCGCCUGCCUUACUCGGUAGCAUCUAUUUUUACUCUUCUGAUAUUGUAAAGAAUAUAUAUCCAGUAUGUAAAUUACUGUUCUAUAAAUCCUUUGUAUAGUCAUUUUCUCUGUUCUUUAAAUAUCAUCUCUAUUCAGAGUAUAAUAAAAAAUUAUGACCUUG